UAUCUCUCUAUCCAUGGACCCAAACAUUAUUGCUGCCUCUUCUACCUCUGAUAUUCAAUCCCUCUCAAAUACACAACUUUGACAUUAUUUUCCAACUUGUUUUAAGUCUGUCAAAUAAUAACCAACACUUUACACCAUCACCAUAGCAACAAACAGUGAAAUUCCACAGCAAUCAAACCCAAACACACCCAAUCUUUCUUCAUAAUAUUCCCUCAAAAUUAGUCAUGUCAGAAUCCAAUAUUAUUGGAUCAUACCCACCUAUAUUCCGCUCAUCAUCCAAUGACACGACUCAAAAACUCGACCUGAAAGACAGACAGGUUGUAGUAGGGGCAGGGACCUUGGACCUCCCACAUCCGUCCCUGCCCCUACCCCUGCCCGUAAUCGAUAUGCAGUGUUUGAAUUUUGAAAAACUUGACAUAGCAUGUAGGGAAUGGGGAAUAUUUAGAUUGGAAAAUCAUGGGGUUCCAAGUAAUCUUCUAAGGCAACUAAAGGAGCAUGCCAAAACAUUAUUUGAGCUACCCUUUGAAACCAAACAAGGCCUUGAUAAAAACUGCCCUAUAAAAUACUUUUGGGGUACUCCUGCCCUUACUUCUUCAGGAGUUCCCGUUCCAAGAACAACUGAUGCCCUUAAUAUGGAUUGGGUUGAAGGUCUUAAUUUUCCUGUUAAUCAACUUCAUCAACAUCAACACUUUCAUCAUAAUCCUUUGAUCAAUGAUUUCAGGAAAUUAUUGGAGGAUUAUAGAGGACAUCUAACUAGAAUCGCCUCGACAAUAUUUGAAGCCAUAAUAGAAAACCUCAAACUCGAUUUACAAGUACUUCAAUCAUGUUUAGAUGAAUCAACGGGAAUAAUCCGAGUUUAUCGUUACCCUCGACGUACCAUUACCGAGCAUGUUAGGGGUUUGCAUGAGCACACAGACAGUUCUAUUAUCUCAAUAUUGAGCGAAGAUCAAGUGGGUGGCCUUCAAUUUUUCAAGGAUGACCAGUGGUUCAAAGUGACGCCUAUCCCUAGCACAUUGGUUGUUAAUCUCGGAGACAUGAUGCAGGUUUUGAGUAAUGACGGAUACAAGAGCGUGAAGCACAAGGUGGAGCUAAACAAGAACAAGGAAAGAGUGUCAAUAUGCUAUUUUGUGUUUCCAGAGAAUAACACUUUGAUAAAUAGCUCAAAUUACAAGCCUUUCACUUACAAUGAAUUUCGAGCUCAAGUUCAGCAAGAUUUAAAAUUACAUGGUUGGAAAAUUGGUCUCCAAAACUUCAAGCUUCAACAACUUUCUUAGUUGCUUAGUUUAGAUUUUAAGAACAAUACUAAUUCAGUGUAUGUACUAUUUUGAGCAAUACCACAUACUUAGCUUUAGCCAAGAAAACAAUGUCUUAUACUCUUAUAGUCCUGUGUUACCAAAAGUAGUAUUAGUAUUCUUCUUUUUUGUUUGAGGAGAUAAUACUCCGUACUUCCGCAGUAUUCAUCUUACUUCCAUCAUUAGUUUUGUUAUUUCCAGGUGAAUAUAAUGCAAGUGAUUACUUAUAAUAAAUAAAUGUAAAUAUAAAUAAUACGGAGUACUUUUGUUGUGUCAUAAA
Chenopodium quinoa (quinoa) is the source of this 1572-nucleotide messenger RNA. Its product is annotated as gibberellin 2-beta-dioxygenase 8-like. The coding region runs from base 225 to 1274 and encodes 349 amino acids. NCBI's taxonomy places the organism in Eukaryota, Viridiplantae, Streptophyta, Magnoliopsida, Caryophyllales, Amaranthaceae. Gene Ontology annotation, molecular function: dioxygenase activity. The transcript is spliced from 3 exons. The record is from RefSeq and is a predicted model, not a curated record.